Molecule: messenger RNA, 1113 nt
Organism: Haemonchus placei
Lineage: Eukaryota; Metazoa; Nematoda; Chromadorea; Rhabditida; Trichostrongylidae
Source: the annotation of a GenBank genome assembly
AUGUCCACAAACGAACCACAAACGGAAUUGCUGUAUAGGGAAAAUCUGUGCUGGAUGAUGCUUGACGACAAAAAACUUUUUCUCGGAAUUGUCGGUACCUCGAUUAUCGUCUACAAUGGUAUCCGCUUUGUGGUAAAUUGGCUUCGCGUCGACCGUUCGCCUUGGAUUCCCGUUGGGACCGUCAAAGCUCUCUAUGUCUAUCCAGUAAAAUCCUGCAAAGGCAAGAGUGUGUUCUCAAUGUACUGUGAUGCGAUGGGCCCGAUUGCGGGUGAAAUAAAAGAUCGUCAGUUUAUCGUGGUGAAUGGCAAGACAGGAUUAUUUUAUACCGGAAGACAAAAGCCAUCUAUGGUGUUGAUCGAAUGCGAGCUGCAAGACGGGGUCCUAACGAUGACAUACGUGGAUGGACGUUCUGUGAAAGUAAAACUCGAUGAGGUCCUCAAACGAAAAGAAGUAAAAGUUGCAAGAAAGAAAAGGGGGUGGGGGAGGCUUUUCCACAAUGAAAGAUGCGAUGGCCUGGAUUGUGGGGACGAAGCCGCUUCCUUCCUUACCGACAUUCUUCAGGAGCCAGACACUCGACUAUUGAUGUACACCAAGGGGCUGUACACCGAACGAGGUAUUGUGACAAAACGAACCUCGUGGAAUACGGAAGUUCCAUUGAGAACGGACAAGACGGCUUUCGCUGACGACGCCCCAUACAUGAUCAUGUCGCAGACCUCUUUGGAUAGCCUCAACGAAAGACUGAAAGAAAAGGCGGUGAUUGAGCGCUUCCGCCCAGUGAUUCUUGUCGAUAAGUGCACUGAAUGGGACGAAGACAAGUGGCUCAGUGUCCACAUUGGAGAUACGACGUUGCAGUGUUUGCAGCCAUGUUUCCGAUGCGUCAUGACAACGAUUCAUCCAACUACAGGAACUAUGGACUCGGCAGUGGAACCAUUGAAAACCCUGCGAUCGUUCCGACUGGCUCCCGAAGGACCACUACGAGAUGAACACAAGGACAGUCCAAUGUUCGGAGUUGAUGCUGGAAUCAUUACUCCAGGUUACAUCCACGUUGGGCAAACCGUCUACGUUCGUUAUAAGUCGGCUUAUCGAAAAUCGACGCCAUUUUAUUACCAUUGA